AGAGCCAGAUUAAAAUUCAGGAAGCCGAUUUCCGUCCACAUCCCUAAAUAUGGUGAUCAACCUCUGCCUUCCACAGUUCAAGCCAAGAAUUCACUGCAACAAGAUUUCCGCCGACGGCUAUGAAGUAGAAAACCUCAUCUCCGAAGACCCCGUCAAGCGACACCGUGGCUUCCGCUGCGAAUACUUCAUCAAGCCGCCGGUGCAGGUGACGAUUUCUUUCCCCUUCAAUGUGGAAAUCUGCCGGAUUAACAUCGAUACUUCGUCCGGCUCGUGCCACAACAUCACCGGCUUGGAUAUUUAUACUGCUACCUCCUCCAACAAGGCCUGUUGGAAUAGCCCGGAGCCCCUUUUCUCUGCUCCGUCCGGCCAGCCUCCGGCGUCGGACAAGGAGACCUUCACCCUGGUGGGCAAAGCCGUCUUAAAGAAUCAAAGCAAAGUGACCUUCGGCCAUCGUGGCUUCCGGCCCAGGCCUCCCUUCCAUCACCAAGCCGACCCUCUCCUCUCCUUUCCCGGCUCCGCCUCUUUGGACUUAUGGAAUAAAGGCCCGGCUUCCUUAAGCAGUGUCACCUGGCUGAAAAUCUGCAUUGCUUACGUGGCGGGUAGCGGGCUGCCUUCCAUCAAGAGAGUUGAGGUCUGGGGCCAACCGUCCAAGUCGUGCUCUCACGACGUGGUGGACGAUGUCCUCCGGGUCGCCACCAAGUCCUCGUUGGAUGCCUCGGACAGUCAACUCCCCGCCCUUCCUCUGCCAAUGGAGAGUGACACGGGGCCCGACUCCCGGGAACAGAAGCUGGUGGAGGUUCUCCAGGACAUCCCGGAAGAGUUCCUGGACCCCAUCACGCUGGAGAUCAUGACCCUGCCCAUGCUGCUGCCCUCCGGGAAAGUGAUCGACCGAGGAACCCUGGAGAAGUGCAACCGGAGCGAGGCGACUUGGGGGCGUGUGCCCAGCGAUCCUUUCACAGGGGUGGCGUUCGGCCCGCACACGCAGCCCCUUCCCCACCCGUCGCUCAAGGCGAGGAUCGACCACUUCCUCCUCCAGCAUGACAUCCCCGGCGUCAACCUGCUGGGCCGGAGCCGGGCCUCGGGGACGGUGGUGGCGUCGUCCCUCGCCAUGUCAUCGCUCAAACGGAAAAUCGAUCUGGUGGACCAGAACCAGGAGGGAGUCCCGGAGGGCAGCCACUGUGCGGCGGUGGACUUCGCCGUGGCGUCCAGUUUGGGGUUCCACGCCAAGAGGGUGAAAAUGGAAUGGGAUUUGAACUCGUCCCAGAUGGAUUGCUCCACAGGUAUCCUGAGCCUUCCGGUUUGUAAACUUGCAGGGGGUGGUGCUGGUGGAAACCAUCCUGUGGGGGAGAAAUGUUUAUCUGAGUAUUGGUUUAAUAUUCUGAAAUCGCUUCAGCUGUUGGUUUCAGAAGCUUGUGAGUCUUUU
Notechis scutatus (mainland tiger snake) is the source of this 1423-nucleotide messenger RNA. NCBI's taxonomy places the organism in Eukaryota, Metazoa, Chordata, Lepidosauria, Squamata, Elapidae. The record is from RefSeq and is a predicted model, not a curated record.